AUGUCCACCGUGGUAGCUCAGUCGCUUCAUGUUUUUGGUCUUCGGGCUCACGUGACCAACAAUAUCUUCUUCUUUGAUGAACAGAUCGUUAUAUUUCCUUCAGGAAAUCACUGUGUGAAGUACAAUCUAGAUCAGAAAUGGCAGAAAUUCAUUGCAGGCUCAGACAAGAGUCAGGGCAUGCUGGCCUUGUCCAUCAGUCCCAAUCGGCGAUACCUCGCUAUCUCCGAGACAGUGCAAGAAAAACCCAUCAUCACUAUUUAUGAGCUGUCAUCCAUCCCUUGCCGGAAGCGCAAAGUCCUGAAUAAUUUUGAUUUCCAAGUUCAAAAGUUUACCAGCAUGGCUUUUUCUCCAGACUCUAAAUACCUGCUGACACAGACGUCGCCUCCAGAGUCAAACCUCGUCUAUUGGCUAUGGGAAAAGCAGAAAGUCAUGGCCGUUAUUAAAGCUGAUAUUCAGAACAACCCCAUCUACCAGGUUAGCAUCAAUCCCCAGGAUAGUACUCAAGUGUGUAUCACCGGAAGUGGGGUAUUUAAACUUCUCCGUUUUGCUGAAGGAACUCUAAAGCAAACCAAUUUCCAGAGGGGAGAAUCCCCAAACUGCCUAGCCCACGCCUGGGUGUCCGAAGACAGGAUCAUUGUUGGCACUGACACUGGCAGACUCUUUCUCUUUGAAUCUGGAGAUCAGCGCUGGGAGACAAGCAUAGUGGUCAAGGAGCCUACUAGCUCCAGGAGCCUGGACAUCAUCCACGAGUCAGAAAGCCUGAUCGAGUUUCCACCACCCAGCUCCCCGAUCUCCUCCAUUGAGCAGAUCACGACAACCACAACCACGUACACCCAACAACAGGCCAGGCCCCAGGUGUUCGCCAUCGCAGCCUAUUCAAAGGGCUUUGCCUGCUCUGCGGGACCCGGAAGAGUGCUGCUGUUUGAGAAAGUGGAGGAGAAGGACUUUUACCGGGAAAGCAGGGAAAUCCGGAUCCCUGUCGACCAACAAAGCAGUGACCCGAGUCAGUCAGACAAACAGGAUGUCCUGUGCCUGUGCUUCAGCCCAUCAGAAGAAACCCUGGUCGCCAGCACCAGUAAGAACCAGCUCUACUCCAUCACCAUGUCCCUGACAGAGAUCAGCAAGGGAGAGGCUGCCCACUUCGAGUACCUGCUGUACCCACUGCACUCAGCAUCCAUCACUGGUCUAGCUACCUGCAUCCGAAAACCCCUCAUUGCCACCUGUUCUCUGGAUCGCUCUGUCCGCAUCUGGAAUUACGAAUCAAACACAUUGGAGUUAUAUAAGGAAUACCAAGAAGAGGCCUACACAGUCAGUCUUCACCCCUCUGGACACUACAUUGUGGUGGGGUUUGCUGACAAACUGCGCCUUAUGAAUCUGCUCAUUGAUGACAUCCGUCCUUUCAAAGAAUAUUCUGUCAGAGGAUGCAAAGAGUGCGCCUUUAGCAACGGAGGUCACCUGUUCGCUGCAGUCAAUGGAAAUGUGAUUCACAUCUUCACCACCACGAACCUGGAGAACAUCAAUAAUUUGAAAGGCCACACGGGGAAGAUUCGAUCACUUGUGUGGAACUUAGAUGACAGCAAACUGAUUUCUGCUGGAACGGAUGGUGCCGUGUAUGAAUGGAAUCUGUCCACGGGGAAGAGGGAGACAGAGUGUGUGCUCAAGUCCUGUAGCUACAACUCUGUGACCACUUCCCCUGAUGCCAAAGUUAUCUUCGCUGUCGGAUCUGACCAGACUCUCAAGGAGAUUGCAGAUUCUUUGAUCCUUCGAGAGAUACCAGCAUUUGACGUCGCCUACACAGCCAUCACCAUCUCACAUUCCGGGCGCAUGAUAUUUGUGGGCACUUCCGUGGGGACUAUCCGUGCCAUGAAGUACCCGCUGCCUUUGCAAAAAGAAUUCAAUGAGUACCAGGCUCAUGCUGGCCCCGUCACGAAGAUACUCCUCACCUUUGAUGACCAGUUCCUGCUGACAGCUGCUGAGGAUGGCUGCCUGUUCACCUGGAAGGUCUUUGAUAAGGAUGGUCGGGGAAUCAAACGAGAGAGGGAGGUGGGCUUCGCUGAAGAGGUGCUUGUGACUAAGACAGACAUGGAAGAGAAGGCCCAGAUCAUGCUGGAGCUGAAGACACGUGUAGAAGAACUGAAAAUGGAGAAUGAGUAUCAGCUCCGGCUGAAGGACAUGAACUACUCGGAGAAGAUCAAGGAGCUGACGGACAAGUUCAUCCAGGAGAUGGAGUCCUUAAAGACAAAGAACCAGGUUUUAAAAACAGAGAAAGAGAAACAGGACAUCAGUCACCGAGAACGCUUAGAAGAGCUCAUAGACAAGCAGUCCCGGGAGCUGCAAGACCUGGAAUGUUGUAACAACCAGAAGCUGCUCCUUGAAUACGAGAAGUACCAGGAGCUGCAGCUCAAGUCUCAGAGGAUGCAGGAGGAAUACGAGAAGCAGCUCCGGGAUAACGAUGAGACAAAGAGCCAAGCACUGGAGGAGCUGACAGAGUUCUACGAGGCCAAACUCCAGGAGAAAACCGGCCUUCUAGAGGAGGCACAGGAAGAUGUCCGACAGCAGCUUCGGGAAUUCGAGGAAACCAAGAAGCAGAUUGAAGAAGAUGAGGACAGAGAGAUCCAAGACAUCAAAACCAAGUAUGAGAGAAAGCUUCGGGAUGAAAAGGAGUCCAACCUUCGGCUCAAGGGAGAAACGGGAAUCAUGAGGAAGAAGUUCAGCAGCCUGCAGAAGGAGAUCGAAGAGCGUACCAAUGACAUUGAGCUCCUCAAGACGGAGCAGAUGAAGCUGCAGGGAGUCAUCAAGUCCCUGGAGAAAGACAUCCAAGGACUCAAGAGAGAGAUCCAGGAGAGGGAUGAGACCAUUCAAGACAAGGAGAAGCGAAUCUAUGAUCUGAAGAAGAAGAACCAAGAGCUAGAGAAAUUCAAGUUUGUCCUCGACUACAAAAUAAAGGAGCUGAAGAAGCAGAUAGAACCGAAGGAGAACGAGAUCAAAGUGAUGAAGGAGCAGAUCCAGGAGAUGGAAGCCGAGCUGGAGCGUUUCCACAAACAGAACACGCAACUGGAGCUGAACAUCACAGAACUGUUGCAGAAGCUGAGAGCCACAGAUCAGGAGAUGCGCAAAGAGCAGCAGAAGGAAAGGGACCUGGAAGCAUUGGUCCGACGGUUUAAGACAGACCUCCACAACUGUGUGGCAUACAUCCAGGACCCCCGGCUGCUGAAGGAGAAGAUCCGUGGUCUCUUUGAGAAGUACGUGCAGCGGGCAGACAUGGUGGAGAUUGCAGGGUUGAACUCAGACCUGCAGCAAGAGUACGCCCGCCAGCGGGAACACCUGGAGAGGAACCUCGCCACACUCAAGAAGAAAGUGAUCAAGGAGGGCGAGCUGCAUCGCACCGACUAUGUCCGCAUCAUGCAGGAGAAUGUUUCUCUGAUCAAAGAGAUCAAUGAGCUCCGCAGGGAGCUGAAGCUAACCCGUUCCCAGAUCUACGACCUUGAGUCAGCCCUGAAGGUGUCCAAGAAAACCCGGGCACAAGAAGUUCCAGAGUCAGUGCUCACCAAGGACAUAGUCGGCACCAGUUCUACUAUGAGGCUGAAUGAACAGGAGGAAACCGGGAGAAUCAUCGAGAUGCAACGCCUGGAAAUCCGCCGCCUCAGAGACCAGAUCCAGGAGCAGGAGCAGGUCCCGGGCUUCCACACCAUCGCCGGCGUCCGGCUUCCUUCCCUCAUUGACUCGGAUGUAGAUUUUGAAAUACACACCUAG
Molecule: messenger RNA, 3753 nt
Organism: Grammomys surdaster
Lineage: Eukaryota; Metazoa; Chordata; Mammalia; Rodentia; Muridae
Gene: Cfap57
Product: cilia and flagella associated protein 57
Exons: 22
Coding region: 1-3753 (1250 amino acids)
Molecular function (GO): protein binding
Source: RefSeq, a predicted model, not a curated record